Rattus norvegicus (Norway rat) is the source of this 819-nucleotide messenger RNA. It is a transcript of the gene Rps16, whose product is annotated as ribosomal protein S16. Gene Ontology annotation, cellular component: nucleolus; cytosolic ribosome; ribosome. Gene Ontology annotation, molecular function: structural constituent of ribosome. Gene Ontology annotation, biological process: translation. NCBI's taxonomy places the organism in Eukaryota, Metazoa, Chordata, Mammalia, Rodentia, Muridae. The coding region runs from base 73 to 513 and encodes 146 amino acids. The transcript has 5 exons. The record is from RefSeq and is marked validated.
GGGGUGGCCCCAAGCUUUCCUUUUCCGGUGGCGGCGCGGCGCGGUGAGGAGCUCGUGUUCAUACUUGUAGCUAUGCCGUCCAAGGGUCCGCUGCAGUCCGUUCAAGUCUUCGGACGCAAGAAAACAGCCACAGCUGUGGCCCACUGCAAACGAGGAAAUGGGCUCAUCAAGGUGAAUGGACGUCCCCUGGAGAUGAUCGAGCCGCGCACGCUGCAGUACAAGUUACUGGAGCCUGUUCUGCUUCUGGGCAAGGAGAGAUUUGCUGGUGUGGAUAUCCGGGUCCGUGUGAAGGGUGGUGGUCAUGUGGCCCAAAUUUAUGCUAUCCGGCAGUCUAUCUCAAAAGCUCUGGUGGCUUAUUACCAAAAAUAUGUGGAUGAAGCCUCUAAGAAGGAGAUCAAAGAUAUCCUCAUCCAGUACGAUCGGACCCUGCUUGUAGCUGACCCCCGUCGCUGCGAAUCCAAGAAGUUUGGCGGUCCCGGUGCCCGUGCCCGGUACCAGAAAUCCUACCGAUAAGCCAGUCUCAAGGAUCAGGGUUUACCUUUGUAAUAAACAUCCUGGGACUUUAUAUUUCUGUAUUGUUGUCUCUCUUUGUAGUGUUUGGUUAGACAAUGCAAGAGAUACCUUUAAUAAGUGGCUGUGGGGACUGGAGUGAUGGCUGCCUUCCCACAGCAUUUGAGCUCUGACCUGGUUUCUCUCCCCCCAGCUAUCCUGGAACUCACUGUAUAGACCAGGCUGGCCUUAAACCCAAGAGCUGUGCCUGCUUCUGCUUCACCAGUGCUAGGAUUAAAGAGGUGUGGACUACCACAUUCAGCGACUUAA